UGUUCAACAAUAUUUCACGAUAUUAUUGGUUUACUACGUUAGUAAAUCAAUUUAGGGGUGGUCUCUCAUUUCGUGAUAUUAAAUAAUAACUUAUAAAACGUAGUGCAUAUUUGAGAAGCAAAAGUUGUUUGAAGGCUAAUAUAUAGUAGUAUUUAUAGUAAAACGUUUUAAAAAGAAAUUAACCCUGAAACCUUGUAAUCCUUUGACAACUGGUAACCUUGAAACUGUCCCCUGGAUUUGCAAGUCGGAGAAGCUAAAGAUGGCGGAUGUGAGAGAAGAUAUGGCUCAAAGCCGAGCGCGAAGACAGACACAAGGAACUCCUGGCAGCCAAGAAGAUAUUCAAGAAGGGAGCAUGCUUGAUGAAUUUGAUCCUUUUUCUGGAGAGACCGACAUAUUCGAAGAAAAUGUCAACAUAUCUCUUACAGCACCACCACAGUCUCAGUGGUAUCAUGGUCGGCUUGAUCGUAUCACAGCUGAACAACGACUUCAAGUGGCAAAUAAAUUGGCUAGUUACCUUGUGCGAGAAAGUGACCGCAGACCUGGAUCUUAUGUUCUCUCCUACUUGGGUCACACUGGUAUCAACCAUUUUAGAAUUACAGCUGUUUGUGGAGAUUACUAUAUUGGUGGGAGACAGUUUGAUUCUCUUUCUGAUCUUAUUGGAUACUACACUAGUUGGUCUGACUUGCUUAAAAAGGAACGACUUGUUCAUCCAGUGGCACCCCCCGAGCCUGUAAAUGACAAGAAACGUGUUGUUGCAGUACUUCCCUAUAGCAAGAUGCCUGAUACAGAUGAGAUAAGCUUUCAGAAAGGAGACAUCUUCACCAUACAGAAUGACAUGGGUGAUGGUUGGCUGUGGGCAACACUACACAGAACACAAGAAAGUGGUUUAAUAUUCCAGGAGUUAGUAGAAGAACUGGAUGAUGAUGUUGAUGCCAACGAAAUCUACCCAUGGUUUCAUGGAAAUAUCACAAAAGAGGCUGCAGUAGAGAAACUUGCAAAAAAACCGCCUGAAGUGGGACCGGGUAGCUUUUUAGUUCGCCCUUCAGACAACUCUCCUGGGAAUUAUUCCUUAUUCUUUCAUAUCAACAAUACUAUUCAACGCUUUCGUAUUGAACAUCGAGGAAACAGAUAUUUAAUGGGAGGAAGGUGUUUUGAUAGUUUGGAAGCUGUCAUUAAUCGAUACAAAAAUGAACAGAUUGUAGAAGGGCAUACUCUGGGUGAACCAGUCCUCAAGACAUCUUAUGAAUCACGAGGACUAAGUAAGGCUGAAGAAGUCCAACGAAAAUCUCAAGAUAUUUAUGCCACUUUGAAAGAGAACAGAGAGGCAGGUGCAGCUAAACGUAAAAAGGAUAUUCGUAUGACGGGUUACUUAAAUAAAAAAAGUCAAAGUAACAAAAAAUGGAAAAACCUUUACUUUGAACUUCAAGCUAGGGAACAGCAACUUCUCUACUUUGAGAAUCCAAAACGAACAAAACCAAAAGGCCUAAUUGACCUGAGCUAUACCUAUUUAUACAUGGUGCAUGAUAGUUUAUUUGAAAGGCCCAACUGUUUCCAGUUAGUUGAAAAGGCUUUACCAUGUAUUAGCACGACGUAUUACCUUUGUGCCAGUUCUCCAGACAAUGCUCAGCAAUGGCUUCAGAGCAUCAAACCUCUUUGUGCACCCCAUCAGCGUGGCCGUGCUCCCAGUCAUAAUGUCUCUGAAGUCCGUAGUCUACAUCUGACUUUACUAGAAGCCCAUCGCUUGCCUGUCCGCCUAGUCCCUCACCCUUUUUGUAUCAUUUCCCUGGACAAAGUCAAAGUUUGCCGCACUCAGGUCAAAUGCCCCCCUGAUCCCAUUUGGGAAGAAGACUUCCUCCUUGAAGACAUUCCAUCCGACAUUAGAACAUUUUGUAUUACAUUAUAUAACAAAGCUAAAAAGUCUAGUGACAUAGAAAUAGCGGAGAUGUCUGUAGAACUAAGUACACUAGUCAGUGGAGAAGAAGUUGAAGACUGGUACCCUCUGAGUGGGCUGAGUGCACCUGUCUUGGAAGACUGGGGCUCCCUCAGAGUCAGGACUCGAUAUGUUCAUGAAGUCAUCAUGCCCCUGCGAGAGUAUGAUGCUUUAAAAGAGCUAAUCCUAGAAGAAGAACUAGAAAUAAUCAGUGUUUUAGCAGAUCUCUGUCAUCGUGACAGGACACCUUUAGCUACAGCUGUUUUGCGGGUCUUUAGGUUUGAUAAAAAAGAGGCUAUGCUACUUAAGACUAUGAAUGAUAGGGAAAUAGAGCGGGAAGAUGAGACAUCGACACUGUUUCGUGUGGCUUCACUUACAACUACGCUGAUGGACCAGUACAUGAGAUCUACAGCACAUCAUUUCCUACAGCAGGCCCUCCAGGAGUCUAUUCAAAAAGUGAUGGAGAGUAGACAGUCAUGUGAGCUGAACCCUAGCAAACUAGAAAGUCCUUCAGAAGCUUGCACAAAUGCUGAACAUUUGCUGGCUCUGCUAGACGAGAUCAUCGAAUCCAUAUUUGUGGCAGUGGAUUCUUGUCCAAAGACACUUCGAUACAUCUGCAGCUGUUUACAAAAAAGUGUGAUGGCCAAAUGGCCCAAUGAUCCAUUGGUUAAAACACGUGUUGUGAGUUGUUUUAUUUUCCUAAGAUUACUCUGUCCGGUCAUCCUGAAUCCUCGACAGUUUAAUCUAAUUAAUGAUACUCCAUCAGAGACAGCUGCACGCAGCCUAAUAUUGGUGGCCAAGUGUCUACAAAACCUGGCUAACCUUGUGGAAUUUGGUGCUAAGGAACCCUGGAUGGAGGUUAUUAAUCCUUUCAUUCUAAAAAACAAAAACAGAAUGAUCAAGUUCCUUGAUGACAUAUCGAAUGUCCCCGAGAGACCAGAUCCAGAGGAGACAAUAUCAGGGGAUCCUGCACGUGACUUAGCAACAAUACAUCACAUCUGUGCCACAGAGAAAACGGAGCUUCAGAAUCUUAGUCAGAACUCUGCAACUUUGAAGAAGUUGAUAACGGUAACAGAGAUGUUAUCAAAACAUAAACAGAUCUACAUGGAGAUGUUAAGGUAGUGAUCAUAAAGAAGCAAGUUUGGAACAGCACAGCCAGUCUCAGGUGGGUUCCUCCUGUGUACUGCCAAUUUCUUGACUGUCAAGCCCAUCGCUACUCGUACGCUCCCACAGGAGCCCCACCUGGGCCACUGGUGGACAUAGUGUAGUGGUGAGUUAGUUGGUGCUCCAUCUCCUAUUUAGUUGGUAGCUAGCUUACUCUGUGCUCUUUGAGUUUGUCAUGCUGCUGGUUCCUUUGUUGGAGGGUGUUCAUCACGGAUCUUUGGACAUCCCUCUUCAGAAAGGUCUUACAGCAGCCAACUCGUGUCUUGUUGUGCCAUAUUACUCUUCUUCCGCAACAAAUGUAGCUCCAGUUGUUUGUAUCUGAUCUGUAAACAUGUGUAUCUCUCUCUAUUAAUACAACAGAAAUCUGCCUUACCCAAGUGUUAACUGUUGUUGUUAUUUGACUACAGGUUUUUCUUCUAGUCCUUCUGACUUGCAUUGAUUGUGUGAAACAACAGCAGCAGUUUAGAGACUAUACAGUGUGAACCAUUGUGAAUUACCUCUUAUGUGUAAUACUGACAACAUCAACUUUACUUGCAUUUGGGUUUAAAUGUCUGCUAAGUACAGCCUGAUGUAUGAGUCCAGAAGUAUGAGUUUUUUUUUGUGUGUUUUAGUUGGUAUAAAUAAAAUACGAAUAAAAACUAUGUUUGCUGAAUCAGGAUAAAAAAAAUGAAUAAAUUUGUGUAAAGAAUAAAAAUUACUUUAUUAUUGGUAGCAAAACUCCAACUUUACAAAAUCACUGAAGUUUUGUCAUGGUGUUCAUUAAAAUAUGAAUGAGUUGAUGUGUAGUACAAAGCCCAAAGUCACUGAUUGGCUGUUAGAUGACAUGUAUCAAAGUAUUACCCUUGCUAUUUGACUGGCUACGAAUUCAGAGUUUGAUGAUGUAUCACUGUGUGUUUAACUCAAGUAAUAUAUACUUAGAUCUUGUGAAUAUAAAAUAAUUUUACUGCCCUCAAGGCUUUUGGUAGGUGUGUGGUGCAGACAUUUUAACUGUACUGCCUUGUAAAUAGAAGUAGCUCUUAAACUGGUGUAUAUUCUUCAACAUUAACCUAUGUAUGUUGUUAUUGAAGUCAGUGCAUUUAGAAGUUUUGUUUUAACAUGUUAUUUGAGUCAUCUCACUAGCAACUGUUGUCAAAUGAAAAUGUACUUGUACCUUGCUCCAUUCUUUUCCAGCAAUUAUGCAUUUCUUCUCACUUGUUAGCAUUGUCAAACUAUACACUAAAAGUAAAUUAAUAUGUAUGUUUAGUAACACUAUUGCUGUUCCAUUGUCGUCUUUGUGGAUGAACAGUAUUUGUAUGUUGACUCCUGUGAUCCACAGGCAGUAUGUGAUGAAGUCAGGGAAACAAAAACAUUUUAAUGAUGUUAAAGAACUAAAGAUAAUGCUAUUGUAGUUGUUAAGAUUCCUUUUUUUUUUUUUUUUUUUUUUUUUUUACUAAAUGUGAUGAUCAUUCCAGUUUCUUUCAUAUUCAUGAUAAUCUGUUUGUCACAUGGUUAGAAUUUUAAUUUCUUCCUUCUAAAAAUUUUGUGAGAGUAACAUUUGUGAUGUAAACAACAUUUAAUGCAUAAAAUGUUUGUCAUCAGUGGUUUGUGAAAAAAUUUUACAUAGGCCGUUAAAAAAUCUGUCAAUUUGAAUUUGAAAAAACAAAAAGCAUUUUUCUUAGAUGGUGAGAAAUAUGCAUUUCUUAUCUCAAAUUGUUUAUGCUUUCAGAAAUUUUUUACAGAAUUGCUAUUAAAAUAGGGUGUCAAAAAAUGUUGCUGCUUGCCUCGUAUUGGAAUAAGCAAAAUAUUUCUAGAUUGCUGGUUGGUAAUUAAAAACUUCCUUAGAAAUUGGACUGGUAACUUUUAAAUUGCAAUGUUUGCUUAUUGGAAAGUAUUGAAACUCUUAGCCCUCAGGUGGUAAAUACAGGGUUGAAAAUUUCUCAGGACUAUUGGUUAUAUAUAAUUAGAGAUGUUAACUAAGUUUAACAUGUUUUUUAAUGAAUUAAAAUUUUUGGGUACUCUAAACACCUUGGCUAAUAGUUAUAAAAGUUUUUUUUAAAUAAUCUGGUAGUAAUAGGGUUAAUUAGAGAAAUUAUAGUGGUUUGAUUUUUGUUCUCACUUAUUAUUUAUGGUAAUUAAUAAAAUUGUUGCAUAAUUUUGCUGUAAUUCAAAUUUAUUUACAAAUUUCACAAAAAUCGAGGUUCAUAAAUAUAAAAAAUUAAUAAACAUUUUUACCCCAAACUUAACUGCUGUAGUGAAAUUAUGUGUAGCUUUAAAGAAAAGGGUAAAUGAUAAUGUGUUGUGUAAUGUAGUAAAUAUGUGUUAUUGUAUAUUGUUUUGUUGCAUAUGUUUUGUGAUGACUGUUUUUAUUCCCAAAUCCUUUAUGUGAAGCUAUAAACUGAACUGAUGAUGUUGCAGCUUGAGAUUUAAUGGGUCAGAUAUAUAUAUAUAUAUAUAUAAUAGUUUUUUGUUGUUAGCGAAUGUAACUGAACAUUGGGAAAGAUGCUUUAAGACACUUAGAGAGUGUUCUUAUAUUGUGCAGUUUGUUGGAAGCUAUUCUUCAUGCAGUGGUAUGUUUUGACCUUUCAAAGGUCCAGGUUACAAUAAGAAAAUGUAACUGUUAAAAGAAAAAGGCUUCCUUCUAACUUAAACUUUUUCAUCGAGCAUAUACUUUUGAAAAUAGUUUCUAAGUUUUUACCAAGAAUUUUUUCAUUGCAGAAUUGUUUAAAUCAAGAAGAAUAAUUCACAUUUAAUAGCUGAUUUGUCUGUGUCUGGAAAAUUUGAUCAUUCCACAAGCUACAAAGAAUUCGAUAAUUAUUUUCUUAAACUUUUCCGACUAUUUAUUUUUUGCACUUUUCAAUUAAUUAAAUUUUACUAUUUGUUUGUUAUCUGAGUUUUUAUCUGCAAAUGCAUAAUGUUAAAUUGGAAAAAAAAAAGAUGGUGAUAGUUAUUAAAAAGUAAUAAAGACUUUUUAGCAUUUUCAUUGGAUAAUGAAUGACACUUAUACUUAUUUGUAAUUAUUCUUUGAUUAUUGUAAAAUCUAUUUGAUUUGGUUCUCUUAAUUAGUUUGUAAUAUAUAUAUAUAUAAACAAAUAUUUAUUUUGAGAUUAUAAGUACCAGUUACUGUAAGUAUGAGGAAUAUUAAUGUGGCCAGGAUAUAUAUAUCUUUGUAUGGUUGCAGUGAGUGAUUGAGGAGUUGUGUUAACUAGGAUAAAUCUAUUGUUAAAAUAUGAAACAAAAAAUCACUUGAAAUUAAAAGUAAUGUAGAUAAAUUAUUUUUGGAAGCUUUCUAUUAAAUUUUUACAGUAUAAAGGGUAUGUGUUACCACUUAAAGAUACAGGGUGGAACUUCACAAUGAAAAGUUGAAAUUUCAAUUAAUGUGAUAACUAAUAAAAGAGAAAUGAUGAUUGCCUAUAUGAUGAAACUGAAAAGACUUAAUUAUAAAGUAACAUAGUUGGAAAUUAGUAAUUAAAGGAAUAUUGAGUUUGUGAGAAAAAGCAAUUAAUGAUUAAUAGAGUGAAAGUGGAAAUUUACAAUGAAAUGAAAGUAGGUAAGUUUGUGUUCCAAGCAAAAUGUUGGAGAGUUAGCAAUGUCAGUGACAUUAUUACUUUAAAAAAUAUAUAAGAAAUAUCAUUAACAUAAUUAUGUAUAACCAGAAAAGGAACUUGGAAUUUAUUUUACAAAAAAUAUCUGCUGAUGCAAGGAAGGUGAGUAAGAUAGAUUGUGUAGAGGACAAACUUCAUUACAAGAAAUUAGUAGUGAGUAAACAAAGUGGUUUCUCUUGUUGCCACUUUUCUUAGCCUAAUAUUUAAACUGUGAUUAAAAAAAAUUCUUUUCUGUAGAAAUGCAAGAAUCUUAUUAUCUUCACAGAGAGUUUGAACUUACAAUGUAUGUAAAUUAUUGUUGGAUAAAACAGAAGGUUUAUCUUUGCAAAAAUGUAAUUAAAAUUAACAAACUUAGUAAACAUUAAAACAAAUGGAAUGUUUCUUUUUAUAAAUUUAGUAUUUUUUUUUUAUGUGCACUAAAAGAGAAAUAUUAGAUUUUCCUACAUACAGAAAAAGAGAAAUUGUUUUAAAAUUGUACUAUUGUAUUACUAAGUUAAAUGAAAACAAGAAACAGAAAUACGAUUUAAAUAUUCUCAUGUAACUUUCAUUAAAACUUACUGUUGUUGCUUUCAUUAUUUUGUUUUCUAUUCAUUAAAUUUAAUAUUUUUGCACUUUCAGUAAGGUAAAAGGCAAAUUUAGGAAUAAAACAACCAUCAAAAGUAUUGUUGUUAAACUGUGAGUGUUUUAUACAUCUCCUUUAAAAAGUAAAAAUUAUUUAUGUGAAGUAAGAUCAUGUAUUACAAAAUUGAAUUAUGCUAAGUGUGGUAUAUAAAAUCAACUGAACUGGAAGUAAUGAACUGCAAAUUAUAAAGUAAAAAAGAAUAACUUAAUUUAUUAAGGUGGUUUUAUGCAACUCUUUAGUCUGACUUUGUGCUUUCAACUUUUCUGUUGUAAGAGUUAAGGAAAAUAAGUUAUUUGUUGUUUAUUUUUAAUAAUGUUGUCAGGAUUGUUGCUUGUUAGAAUCUCACAGACUCUUGCUGCCACGCACACACUUAUCUGGGGGAGGGGGGGUCAGCUGACCUGGCUAAGAUGGACCAUUAUUAAGUGGCUGUUCUGCUCAGAGAGAAUCCCAGUGAAACUUUCAACUUUUUAAAUGUGAUAUUUUAUAACCUAGUUAUUCAGGGCUGUUUUUACCCUUUGAUUAUUAAUUAAGGUUAUUUUUGUUCUGGCUUUUUAUCCAUUUAUGUUUUUGCUUUUUUUUAUUCAUAACUCUUCAGGCAGCUGUGUUUGCUUUGAAAUUAUGUCAAGGCUAGGCUUUGCUCACUUAAUUGUGAAAAAGUAUAAUUAGCUUUACAACUAACUAGCUUUAGAUUUUAUAUGCUUAAAGUACGUUAAAUUGUUUUUCUCAAAUGCUUAAAGUAAUGUUUAUAAAAGUCAUUUUUCUAAAACAUCUGUUUUGAUUUGAUGUUCCUUUCAGUGUAUUUAUUUCAAACGAAAAGAUGCAUUGUAUGUUGAAUAAAGUGCUUCACACAGUCAGUAUUUCAA
This is a messenger RNA of Limulus polyphemus (Atlantic horseshoe crab), 8160 nucleotides long. RefSeq names its product ras GTPase-activating protein 1-like. The record is from RefSeq and is a predicted model, not a curated record. Gene Ontology annotation, biological process: regulation of GTPase activity. Bases 260 to 3052 code for a protein of 930 amino acids. Lineage: Eukaryota; Metazoa; Arthropoda; Merostomata; Xiphosura; Limulidae. The transcript has 24 exons. Gene Ontology annotation, molecular function: protein binding.